This is a messenger RNA of Rhincodon typus (whale shark), 2045 nucleotides long. RefSeq names its product 5-hydroxytryptamine receptor 7. Gene Ontology annotation, biological process: chemical synaptic transmission; circadian rhythm; G protein-coupled receptor signaling pathway, coupled to cyclic nucleotide second messenger. The transcript is spliced from 2 exons. Lineage: Eukaryota; Metazoa; Chordata; Chondrichthyes; Orectolobiformes; Rhincodontidae. The record is from RefSeq and is a predicted model, not a curated record. Gene Ontology annotation, molecular function: G protein-coupled serotonin receptor activity; neurotransmitter receptor activity. Gene Ontology annotation, cellular component: membrane; dendrite. Bases 250 to 1530 code for a protein of 426 amino acids.
CUGAGCUUGGAGCCUCGCUUGGUUGCUAAGCGGCCAGACAGCCCUCACCUUUGGAGAGAAUUUGCAGCGAGCCAGGCAGCUGGGGGGCUCGACCUCUUGGACAGCCCCAGCUAGAGGGGCCGAAAGCUCUCGGACAGCCGGCUCUGCAGGGCCCUCCAGAACAAAAGGAGGACGAGUCAGAGGGAGAGGGGAAGUGUUGGUUUGAUUCAGGAGGAGCUGGGAACCCGGUUCUGGAGCUGAUCAGCCCAGAUGCUGUGGGCACUGUCCGAGCUGAUGAUGGAUAUUAACGGGAGCUUGCUGAGUAAUCUCCGCCGCCCAGGGAACCUGGCCAAGACGCUGAUGAGAGGCAGCUCCGUGGACCCCCACCCAUUACAGGUUAGCCCCUGCCCCAGCCCGGCUGCCCCCUCCAGCUUGGGGAGCCAGGCUAACGGCACUGACUGCGGCCAGCAGAUCCUGCCGCCGUACGGAGACACUGAGAAGGUGAUCAUCGGGGCCAUUCUGUCCAUCAUCACCCUGCUGACCGUGUCCGGGAACUGCCUGGUCAUGAUCUCCGUCUGCUUCGUUAAGAAGCUCCGGCAGCCUUCCAACUACCUGAUCGUGUCCCUGGCCCUGGCGGACCUGUCGGUGGCGGUGGCCGUCAUGCCGUUUGUGAUCGUUACCGACCUGAUCGGCGGCCAGUGGAUCUUCGGGCAGCUGUUCUGCAAUGUCUUCAUCGCCAUGGACGUGAUGUGCUGUACCGCUUCCAUCAUGACCCUAUGUGUCAUCAGCAUCGACAGGUACUUAGGAAUAACCAGACCAUUGACAUAUCCGGUCAGGCAGAAUGGGAAAGGCAUGGCUAAAAUGAUCCUGUGUGUGUGGCUUCUGGCAGCAUCCAUCACACUGCCACCUCUGUUUGGCUGGGCCAAGAAUAUCAAUGAUGGCAAGGUCUGCCUGAUCAGCCAAGACUUUGGCUAUACCAUUUACUCUACAGCAGUGGCAUUCUAUAUCCCAAUGUCAGUCAUGCUGCUCAUGUACCAUCAGAUUUUCAAGACUGCCAAGAAGAGCGCUGCUAAACAUACAUUUGCAGGAUUCCCUCGGCCAGGUGACAAACGCAUGAGUGAGGCUGCAAAAAUAGGAGGGAAACCACGCAAAGAAUCCGAGGAAUGUGCCCACUUUGCUCGACUUCUGAAAAACGACAGGAAGAACAUGUCAAUCUUCAAAAGGGAGCAGAAAGCUGCAACGACCCUAGGCAUUGUGGUCGGGGCAUUCACUGUGUGCUGGCUGCCGUUUUUCAUACUGUCCACUGCAAGGCCUUUCAUCUGUGGCACCGAGUGCAGCUGUAUACCCCUUUGGUUGGAGAGAACGAUCAUGUGGUUCGGCUACACAAAUUCUCUGCUGAACCCAUUCAUUUAUGCAUUAUUCAACAGAGACUUGCGGACCACCUAUCACAAUCUGUUGAGGUGCAGGUACAGGAAUAUCAAUCGUAAACUUUCUGCUGCGGGCAUGCAUGAAGCUCUAAAGCUGGCAGAGAGGCCAGAACUGAUACUGUAAGAAGGACAAGGUACUUUGAAACAGAAAUACCUCAGGGAGAGAAAAAUUCUCUUAAAGUCUGUGAACUGUUGUUGCUGGGUCUUGGCUCUUUAGAAACUGCUUCAUUCAUCAGGUGUCUUUCAUGCAGCAAAUUGACUCCCUGAGAUGGGCUGGUUCUAAAGAUACCAUAAAGUGGGAGUACAAUAGUAGCUCAGCCUUUUUAGUGGGCAUCAUGUAAUGAAGUACUCAGUUUCCCACUGGACUCUUCAUUAGCCCAAUCAACCUGGGAUCUUAGGAGAUCAUUAGGCCCAAGAUGCAAUGGUGAAGUACCAAUGGGUGGGAUAAGUUCUGCUACUAUUCAACAUAGAAUGGCCUAACCAGUGUUUUACUGCAUAAUGCUCCCCCUGAGAGCAUGCACCCACUUCUCCCUAUGGAUGAGUGUCUGCACCCCCUCCCUUCUAUUUGUCACCUAUUGCAACCAGGUAUGGUCUGCAGACCAGUUGUCAUGCUUUAUUUUCUUCUCAAUCAGCGAGCAU